AUGUUAGGAGAUAUAAUGGAAAGCGUAAAAGAAAAGGAUCCUGUGUUUGGAAAAUGGGCAGUGUCAUCUAGUGACAAAGGAACUGUGUGGUGUGAUGCUAGCAGCUUGGCGAUCGGUAUUUGCAUUGAAAUUGAUGGUGAAAUAGUUGAGGACGCGUCUUGGCUAAGGAAAGAAGAUGAUUCGGCGCAUAUUAACUUAGCUGAGUUAGAGGCUUUGUUGAAAGGAGUGAACUUAGCUUUGAAAUGGAAUUUGAAGGAGUUAUACUUGGUCACAGAUUCGGCCACCGUUUAUGCUUGGGUAACAUCCAUAUUAACAGGAGACCGACGUAUUAAAACACAUGGGAUGGGUGAAGCUCUUGUAAGAAGACGGUUGGGUUUGUUAAAAGACCUCAUAUCAGAAUGUGGCCUUAAGGUGAGGAUGGAUCUGGUUAAAUCGCAAUUUAACAAAGCAGAUCGCCUGACGAGAGUUCCUAAAAAGUGGUUGGCAAGAGAGGAGGAAAAGACCAGUAUUGCAAUGAUGGGUGAAGAAGAGGAGGAAAAGACCAGUAUUGCAAUGAUGGGUGAAGAAGAGGAUGAGGAUAAACAAAAGUUGGUCAAAAGAAUCCAUGGUCUGCAUCACUUUGGUGUUAAUCGAACUCUUUUCACAGUUAGGCGUUGUUACCCAGCCGUUGAGUUUAGUAAACAGGACGUUGACUGCGUAGUCAAAUCAUGCAAAGAAUGUUUAUCUGUUGAUCCAUCCCCCAUCAAAUGGAAGCCGGGGCACUUGGAUUGCGACAAGAAUUGGCACAGGCUUGCGAUUGAUGUGACUCAUUAUGGGUCAUAUAAAUUUCUUACAAUUAUAGAUUGUGGUCCAAGUCGGUUUUGCAUUUGGCGACGGAUCCCAAGUGAGACUAAAGAACAGGUAGUAAAAAUCUUACUUGAACUGUUUUCAGAACGAGGUCCACCCCAAGAACUAUUAAUGGACAAUAGUGCAACAUUCAGAUGUGAACAAAUUGAACAACUGUGUGAGGAAUGGGGGGUUAUCCGUCGUUUUAGGUGUGUGAACCGUCCGUCCGGCAAUGGAAUCGUUGAACGAAACCAUAGAACAAUAAAGAGAAUGGCAACAAGAACCAGAAGAAGUGUUCAAGAAAUGGUAUAUUGGUAUAAUCUAACACCAAAAGAAGAUUUGAAUGAAGAGUCGACACCAAGCUCUAGAUUGUUCUGCUACAGGUGGAGGUGUAAGGGCGAACCUGUAAAUUGUGACGAGCAACUAAGAACUGAGUUUUCACCUGAUGAACCUGUGUUUGUCAAGCCUAAAAAUUCCUUAUGUACUACGAGAUGGAAGCCUGGUGUGGUCUCACGGCAGCUCUCACAAACCAGCGUAGAGGUUGAUGGUAUGCCACACCAUAUUGCUGAUGUCCGUCGUGCUGGUGUUGACACCACGGGGGCGUGUGCUUGUGAUAUAAAUUAG
This is a messenger RNA of Macrosteles quadrilineatus (aster leafhopper), 1449 nucleotides long. RefSeq lists its product as uncharacterized. The transcript has a single exon. The coding region runs from base 1 to 1449 and encodes 482 amino acids. Gene Ontology annotation, molecular function: nucleic acid binding; RNA-DNA hybrid ribonuclease activity. The record is from RefSeq and is a predicted model, not a curated record. Lineage: Eukaryota; Metazoa; Arthropoda; Insecta; Hemiptera; Cicadellidae. Gene Ontology annotation, biological process: DNA integration.